Hymenoscyphus albidus is the source of this 2740-nucleotide messenger RNA. Lineage: Eukaryota; Fungi; Ascomycota; Leotiomycetes; Helotiales; Helotiaceae. The record is from the annotation of a GenBank genome assembly.
GAAAGACUGCCAUCCUGUUAUCGAAGGGAGAUUUAAUCACGCUUUACAGGUUCUACUCUCCUUUCCAAGCCUUGCAACAAGAAUAGGUUCAUUUCACUCCCACCACUAUGGACGAGUCCGAAACCGCAAUACUUUGUUCAAGCAAGCAGACAAGAUUUGAUAUAAAAACCCCAGUAUAUCAACAAGUAAUCAACCUAUGGUUGAAAAAGAUUCCAUCAAUCUGACAAUAACACAGCUUGAUAUCGAGGGCCUAAAUAUCACCGUGACGUCAGCCCCUGCAAACACUGCAACAAAACCCAAAGGCAAAGCGAGAGCCGAGGGACUGGAGAUCUUGUCAAACGCAAGUCUUAAACUCAAGGCCGGGGUACACUAUGCUUUAAUCGGUCGGAAUGGGACCGGAAAAUCAAGUACGUGAUAUCGUGAAUGUGUUGGAGAGUGUAAAAUUAACUCUUAGAUACUAGCAUUACUCAAAGCUGUGGCUCAGAAGUUGAUUCCAGGCAUCCCUAUAAGAACAAGAAUAUCCAUCCUUCAGCAAACAGAUUCAGAUAAGGUAUCAUCAUGUGACACUGUCGAAGGCCCAUCAGGAGCUCUGUCAUCGAAGCCUCAACUCUCUGUCCUGGAAGAAGUAAUUGAGAAGGCUACUUCAAGGAAUGAUAUUCAACAAGAAAUUGAUGGUAGGCAUCAUUCCUUUCUCUUCUUAAGAACAUCGUUUAAUACUAAUCACUUCCCAGUGCUUCUUAAAGCGGUGGAAGGGCAAGCUUCUCCUUUGGCCCCCCCCAGAGCUUUAAGACAGGUUCAUCAUGAUCGUCUGAAGAAAGAGCUAUUUGAACUUGAUAAAGAUGCUCGUCUGCGAAGCGGUACUCGGGGAAUGGCUGCUCGAAAAGCCUUAACAGCUUUCGAGAAGAAGAUUGCUGAGUCUGCUGAAAGGUAGUUCGAAGCUUUCAAAUGAAUUAUCAAAACCCAAUAAUGACUUGAACAUCUAGACUUUCACAAAAAGACGAAGACAUCACAGACGCAGCUAUACAAGUAGAAACUGCUGAAGCGAGUGAUCUUCUGGUCGAUCUCCAAACACAAGUCGAGCCGUCAAGAAUAGCUGAUAUCGAAAGUAAGGCAAAAAGUAUCCUCACGGGUUUAGGUUUCCCAAAGACCAAUUUUGAUAAACCGAUUGGCACCCUCUCAGGAGGAUGGAGAAUGCGUACUAACCUAGCAAGUAUUCUCCUUCAACCAUCCGACAUCCUCAUUCUCGACGAGCCAACAAACUUCCUCGAUCUUUUGGGGAUUAUCUGGCUGGAAAAAUAUUUGAAGCAACUCCAUGACUCCCCAGAUCCACCUACUGUAGUUCUGGUCUCCCAUGACCGAGAUUUUAUCAAUGCGAUUUGCCAGGAACUGAUCGUUCUUCGUGAUCAAACUCUGACCUACUUCCGUGGUUCGCUAACAGCAUUCGACAAGUCCAUUCGCGAUAAACAGAAAUACCUGACACGGAUGCGGGAUGCUCAAGAGAAGCAGAAGUCACAUAUUCAAAAUACUAUCCAGCAGAAUAUCAAGCAAGGCAAAGCGGCUGGCGAUGACAAUAAGUUGAGACAAGCAAAGUCGAGACAAAAGAAAUUGGAUGAUAGGAUGGGUAUGCAGAAAAGUGCCAGCGGGGGACGAUUCAAGUUGAAUCGUGAUUUGGCUGGCUAUCAUUUGAGCGCGAGAGCAGAAAUUGAUAUUCCCGCUGAUGAGAAGGGUGUUUCUAUUGUGCUCCCAAUGGCUCCUGAUUUGAGGUUCCCUGGACCGCUAGUUUCGUUGGAGGGAGUUACUUUUAGAUACCCGACCGCGAAGGUAUACCACCAGAUUCCGUAGAAAACUUUAGAGACUCAAUUUCUGACAUUCCCAUCCCAGAAAGCUUCAACACCCGCACCGGCAGUACUUUCGGAUGUCAAUCUAACAAUCCAUAUGGGUGACAGAAUGGGGUUCGUCGGGUUGAACGGUGCUGGAAAAUCAACUCUCAUUAAACUCCUCACCGAAACCACAAGACCUACCAAGGGAACCAUCACCCGUCAUCCCCGUCUUCGCUUAGGAUACUACUCUCAACACGCUGUUGAAUCACUCCAACAACUAGGAAUCGCAGAUGAAGACCUCACGGCUCUUUCCCUCCUCACAAAUGAUAUCAACACCAACACCGACGCAGACGAAAAACUCGACGAAGGUGAAAUCCGCGGGUUACUAGGUAGUCUGGGCCUCCCAGGCCGUACAGCAAGUGACGUCCCCUUACGGAAACUGAGCGGCGGACAACUUGUUCGACUUGCCAUCGCAAGAUUGGUAUGGAAGAGUCCGCAGCUACUUGUUCUGGAUGAGAUUACGACGCAUUUGGAUUUUCAUACUGUGAGUGCUUUGGCGGAGGCGUUGAGUGGAUGGAAUGGAGCGGCUGUGGUGGUUAGUCAUGAUCGGUUCUUGGUGAGGAGGGUUGUGGAAGGGAUCAAAGAUUCGGAAAGGGGGGAUGAGGAUAGUGAGAGUGAGGGUGAGGAUGAGGAGGUGGAGUUGAGGAGGAGACUUGGUGAGGAGGGUUGUGGAAGGGAUCAAAGAUUCGGAAAGGGGGGAUGAGGAUAGUGAGAGUGAGGGUGAGGAUGAGGAGGUGGAGUUGAGGAGGAGGAGGGUGGUAUAUUUGUUGAAGGGGGGUGGGAUGAAGGUUUUACCGAGAGGAGUGGGGGAGUUUGAGGAGAGUUUGGAGAGGAGGGUUGAGAAGUUGCUGGUCUCUUGA